Molecule: messenger RNA, 807 nt
Organism: Scaptodrosophila lebanonensis
Lineage: Eukaryota; Metazoa; Arthropoda; Insecta; Diptera; Drosophilidae
Gene: Cpr65Az
Product: pupal cuticle protein 20
Exons: 3
Coding region: 1-807 (268 amino acids)
Cellular component (GO): chitin-based extracellular matrix
Molecular function (GO): structural constituent of chitin-based larval cuticle
Source: RefSeq, a predicted model, not a curated record
AUGGACCGGACUGCGUAUUUUAUAAAACGUGGCAAAGAAGCAGCGCCUCAGACCAUUGCAGUGAAAAUGCAACGGCACACAGGUGUACUUCUUCUGCUCUGUCUCAGCUAUGUUGCGGCAAAGCCGGCGGGAUAUCCACGCACGCAGCCGCCAGCACCAAAUACUCCAUCUGCGAACUACCUACCCCAAAGUCCACCAAAGCCACCAAGCAAUAGCUAUGGACCACCAAAAGCUGGCAAUGGAAGUCCUCCGAAACCACCCAGCAAUAGCUAUGGACCUCCCAAAGCUGGCAAUGGAAGUCCUCCCAAGCCACCAAGCAACAGCUAUGGACCUCCCAAAGCUGGCAAUGGAAGUCCUCCAAAACCCAAUGCUUACCUCCCACCAGCCAAUGGUAAUGGUGGCGGUGGGGCUGGUGGCACCGGGGCUAUCGAGAUCAUACCCAUCAUAAAACUCGAGUCGAAAGUAAAUACCGACGGCUCCUACAAAUACGAAUAUGAAACUGGGAAUGGAAUAAUGGUCGAAGAGAUGGGCUACCUCAAAAAUGCUGGAGUAGAGGGCUCGGAAGCUCAAACCGCUGAAGGCUUCUUCUCCUACACCAGUCCGGAGGGUCAACCGAUAAUGGUAACCUAUAUAGCCGAUGAAUUUGGAUUUCAGCCGCAAGGCGAUCACCUCCCUACACCGCCACCGAUUCCAAUAGAAAUAGAGGAAGCACUUGCCAAAUUGGCAGCCAGUGGCGGCUGUCACGACUGUGAUGACAACCAGGCUUCCGAUGGCGGUGGCUCUGCAAAUGGGGGCUACGUGUAUUAA